Messenger RNA from Penicillium arizonense, 1536 nucleotides. Its product is annotated as putative MFS transporter. Gene Ontology annotation, molecular function: transmembrane transporter activity. Lineage: Eukaryota; Fungi; Ascomycota; Eurotiomycetes; Eurotiales; Aspergillaceae. The record is from RefSeq and is a predicted model, not a curated record. The transcript has 2 exons. Gene Ontology annotation, biological process: transmembrane transport. Gene Ontology annotation, cellular component: membrane. Bases 1 to 1536 code for a protein of 511 amino acids.
AUGGAGGUAACCAAAAAAGAACCCGUGGUAGACUCUGUCGACGAGAAAGACGUCCAAGUUGGCGUUAUCACAGACCUUGACGAGGGCGAGGUCUUCCUGCGUCAACAUGGAUUCACCGAUGAAGACGUUCAAGGCCUAUUGGACGAUGAAGCACGCAACAAGGCCGUGGUCCGCAAAGUAGAUCUUAUUUUGCUCCCCUUGCUUGCAGGAACCUACAUGCUUCAAUACAUCGACAAAUCCGCACUGGCUUACUCUGCGGUGUUUGACCUCCUCAAGUCGACACACAUGUCAAGCAACGAAUACAGUUGGCUAGCCAGUAUCUUCUAUAUUGCCUACCUCGUCGCCGAAUACCCUUGGAAUGUCUUAGCGCAGAAGACCAACCUCGCCAAAGUCGUCUCAUGCAACAUUGUCGCCUGGGGCGCUAUGCUCAUGAUUACUGCCUCCUGUUCUUCCUUUACCGGCAUGGCUAUCUGCCGCUUUCUUCUUGGUGUUUUCGAAGCUCCAAUAACGCCUUGUUUUAUGAUGAUUAUUGGCAUGUGGUAUACACGCUCCCAACAACCGUUUCGCGCUGGUGUCUUCUACAGUUGUAACGGAGUUGGUGCUAUGGUCGGUGGAGUCCUCACGUUUGGUAUUGGUCAAAUCAAAACGAUUGCCGUAUGGAGAGCUAUCUACCUCAUCCUUGGAGGCAUCACUGUUUGCUGGGGUAUCGUUAUGCUCUUCUUUCUUCCCGGUGACGUCCUCUCCGCAAAGCGCUUUAAUCUGGAAGACAAGGCUCUACUCAUCGGUCGUGGACGUCUUGGCCGCACUGGUAUUAUCAACCACCAAAUCAAGUGGAACCAGAUCCGCGAGGCCCUGGUCGAUCCCCAGGUCUGGAUAUUGUUCUUUUUCACUCUGUUUAAUGAGGUUGUCAACGGUGGAAUCGCCAACUUCAGCAAGCUGAUCAUCAAGGGCCUAACCCACGACUCACUUACUACAGUCGCACUGGGUAUUCCCUUUGGCGCUUUCCAAGUGGUCUGGGUCCUCUCAGGAACAUACUUUGCAUCUCGAUUUGCCAAUUACCGUACCAUCGUCAUGUUCGCGUACCUCAUCCCGACAAUCAUUGGUAUCGCUCUGAUGUGGAAGCUGGACCAUGCCACGCACAAGGUCGGCGUGCUAUUCAGUUAUUACAUCGUCGGUGCCUACGUCUGCUCCCUAGUCCUGGCGCUGCAGAUGCCCGCCACAAAUCUGGGUGGAUAUACGAAGCGCUCCACCGGUGUUGCUUUCGUAUUCCUGGCCUAUUGUGCUGGUAAUAUCAUAGGGCCACACGCGUUCCUCGCGAAAGAAGCACCCAUCUAUCAGACCGGUUGUAAGGUUCUCCUUGCAUGUUCUUCUGCACAGGCUGCUUUGACUGUCUGUCUACGGUGGCUGUUGGCCCGCAGAAAUAAACAGAGGGAUGCCGCUGCAGCAGCUGCGAAUGAGUCUGGGGCUCCCUUGGAAGUGGAUGAGUCGGCCGAUUUGACGGAUUUCGAGAACCCGAACUUCCGAUAUGUGCUAUGA